GUCCAGGUCGAUGUCAUCACUUGAAAGCAAAGCUUUGUUUACAAAUACUGUCAGAAUUGAGACGAUCCUGAAAAAAAAUAUAUAAUCGUAAUUAGUGUAACAAGGAAAUUAUUGUGAAUAGAAUACAACUCAGUUAUAAUGAAAGUAAGAUACGAGAGAAUUAAUUUUUGGUAAAUGAGUAGGCUGAUUGAAAAUAUAAAUUGUUUAAAAUUAUUUCUGAUAGUGGAAAGCAAAGAAUUAAAUACAUAACCCUAACUGACCAGUAAGUUGUGACAACAGCUGCAAUAUUAAUAUACUGAGACAGUAGACCCGGAUCUACUGACAUUUUGAACACGAAUAGUAAACUAACGAUGGAUUACAUGUGGACUACAUCCACGGUAAUAAGUGAUAAGGUAUUCAUGUGGCAUUUCUACAGAAAUAACAUACCACAAAUACCACUAGAGACCCCUGAGCCCACGAUUCAACGAUAAAUCACGCAAGUUUCACGCAGGCCAAUAACAUGCUCGCAAAGUCCCAUCUAUUUGUUUUAUUAUUGCAUUUUUUAAAUAAUCUGCCGAUUGUUAUGAGAUCAUUGAGAGUCCUUAAUGAUUUAUUCUACAUUUACUUUUGAUUUACUGUUGAACAGUGAGUCAUAUUAUACUGGUAGUUUUGGGCUUGUGAAUAUUUCGUUCAAAUGGGUAUUUAAAGUUUAAAACCCCGGUGUCCUGAAGCACGUGUGUGCCUAUAACCCCCUUGUCAAUUUGUGACGUUUGAAUGUGAAUCCCCUCGGACAAGAGUAAACAGAAGAAAUGUCGAUUAAACUAGAAGACAGAAUUCAAAAAUAUUGCCACGUUCUUUCCCAGGAAUCUAAAGAAUUAUAUUUGACGGACCAUAUUUCUGAGGUGGAAGAUUCUAUAUCUCCAUUGGCUUUUUAUAGAGAAUAUGUAUCAAAGAACCUUCCAUUGGUUAUCAGAGGUGGAACAAAACAUUGGCCAGCUGUAAACAAAUGGAAUACAUCUUACUUUCGUCGAAAACUUGGUGAUAAAAUUGUAACAGUUGCUGUCACUCCUAAUGGCUAUGCAGAUGCCAUUGCAGCAAAGGCAUCCAAAGAUGGUGCCACUUUUGAAAACUAUUUUGUCAUGCCAGAGGAACGACUUAUUCCGAUGUCAACGUUUUUGAAUACAUUGGAAAACUCCGAAGAACAAAAUGUUCAUUACAUCCAAAAGCAAGACUCUAAUUUCAUAAAAGACUUCACAGAAUUAUGGGCAGAUGCCGAAUUAGAUGUACCGUGGGCUACUGAGGCUUUUGGAAAAUAUCCAGAUGCGGUUAACAUAUGGAUGGGAGAUCAAAGAGCUGUUACAUCCAUGCAUAAGGAUCCGUACGAGAACAUAUACUGCGUAAUAUCUGGUGAGAAGGAAUUUCUUUUGCAUCCACCAACAGAUCUCCCAUGGAUUCCUUAUAAAAAUUAUCCCUCUGCGAAUUAUCGAGAAGUUCAACCUGGUCGAUGGUUGAUUGAACCGAUUGGUACGGUAUUGCCUACAAAUAAAGAAAUUGUAGAGGAUGGAAGCGAUUGUCCAUUACAAUCUAAUGUUGUACCUUGGGUAUCUAUCGAUCCCUUGAAUCCAGAUUAUGCGAGAUAUCCUGGGUAUAAAAAUGUGACAACACUUCGGGUGACAGUUCGCAAAGGUGAUUUGCUUUAUCUACCUUCUUUAUGGUUUCAUCAUGUGAGACAAAGCCAUGCUUGUAUUGCCUUGAAUUAUUGGUACGAUAUGGAGUAUGACAUAAAAUAUGCAUACUUUAAAGCUUUGAAGGUCUUAUGUCAAUAGAGAAAAGUGAGAGUAUGAUUGCAUCAUAUGUAAUCAACGUUGUAUGAAUCUAAGAUGCGAGAUCUUGAUUUCAAGAGUGCAGUCUGUACAUAUUUGCAUAAAACUCUAAAAAUAAAGUGUGCAUGAAAUAGA
This is a messenger RNA of Athalia rosae (coleseed sawfly), 1937 nucleotides long. It is a transcript of the gene JMJD7, whose product is annotated as bifunctional peptidase and (3S)-lysyl hydroxylase Jmjd7. The coding region runs from base 789 to 1805 and encodes 338 amino acids. Lineage: Eukaryota; Metazoa; Arthropoda; Insecta; Hymenoptera; Athaliidae. The transcript is spliced from 4 exons. The record is from RefSeq and is a predicted model, not a curated record. Gene Ontology annotation, molecular function: 2-oxoglutarate-dependent dioxygenase activity.